GCAGCACAACCGCCUGCACUCCGGCGAGAGGCCCUUCACCUGCUCCGACUGUGGCAAGAGUUUCAAGACGGAGAAUCACCUGAAGGUGCACCAGUAGGUGCACACGAGCAAGGAGCCCUAUUGCUGCUCCACCUGCGGCAAGAGCUUUACCCGGGUGUAUGGGCUGCGGGAUCACUAGCGAGUGCACAGCGAUGAGCGGCCGUUCACCUGCUCCGACUGCGGAAAAGGCUUCAAGUCGUCGCCGGACCUGAAGCAGCACAGGCGCAUGCACACUGGGGAGCGGCCCUACACUUGCAAUGACUGCGGUAAGGGCUUCACCCAGUUCAGAAACCUGCGGGUGCAUCAACGCACCCACACCGGCGAGCGUCCCUACACCUGCACCCACUGUGGUAAGGGCUUCACCCACUCCACCAGCCUGCUGAACCACCAGCGCACCCACACUGGCGAGCGUCCCUACACCUGCGCCCAGUGCAGCAAGUGCUUCACUAAGUCUAGUCACCUGCUGAUGCACCAGCGCACCCACACCGGCGAGCGCCCCUAUACCUUCGGCCAGUGCGACAAAGGCUUCACCCGUUCCUCGCAUCUGCUGAACCAGCAGCACACCCACACCGGUGAGCGCCCCUACAUAUGCGCCCAGUGCGGCAAGGGCUUCGCCCAGUCCUGUCACCUGCUGGUGCACCAGCGCACCCACACUUACGAGUGCCCCUUCACCUGCGCCCAGUGUGGCAAGGGCUUCACCCAAUCCUAUCAGCUGCCGAUGCACCAGCGCAUCCAUGCCGGCGAGCGCCCCUACACCUGCGCCCAGUGUGGCAAGGGCUUCAUCUGCUCCACCUAGCUGCUGUCCCACCAGCGGGUGCACGCCGGCAACCGCCCUGUCCCCAACCCGGUGUGUGGAGAACGCUUUGCCGUGGCCUCCCACGCCCUGUCACAUCACCGCGUGCACACCAGUGGCCAGCCCUACGACUGCCCGUACUGUGGUGAGGCGUUUGAGAGCUUGCGGGGGUUGCGGCAG
Amblyraja radiata (thorny skate) is the source of this 1012-nucleotide messenger RNA. Its product is annotated as zinc finger protein 239-like. Gene Ontology annotation, biological process: regulation of transcription by RNA polymerase II. The record is from RefSeq and is a predicted model, not a curated record. Gene Ontology annotation, molecular function: DNA-binding transcription factor activity, RNA polymerase II-specific; RNA polymerase II cis-regulatory region sequence-specific DNA binding. Bases 266 to 835 code for a protein of 189 amino acids. The transcript is spliced from 2 exons. NCBI's taxonomy places the organism in Eukaryota, Metazoa, Chordata, Chondrichthyes, Rajiformes, Rajidae.